Molecule: messenger RNA, 2151 nt
Organism: Lacerta agilis (Sand lizard)
Lineage: Eukaryota; Metazoa; Chordata; Lepidosauria; Squamata; Lacertidae
Product: syntaxin-binding protein 1
Exons: 19
Coding region: 262-1962 (566 amino acids)
Biological process (GO): intracellular protein transport; neurotransmitter secretion; vesicle-mediated transport
Cellular component (GO): plasma membrane; secretory granule
Molecular function (GO): syntaxin binding
Source: RefSeq, a predicted model, not a curated record
CGCCUCCCUCCGCAUCUUUGCCCAGACUGCCCUCCCUCCUUCCUUUUGCAGUCAGCUGAGAAGCCAAACCGGAGUGCAGUUUUGUGCGGGGUUUUGAGCCGAGCAGCAGCAGGAAAAGGAGAAAAGGAAAAACCAGACGUGGGGAUUCCUCCUCACACAGACGCCUCAAGAAGAAGAAGAAGAGCAAUAGAAGGGGCACCAUGGCACCCGCUGGGCUUAAGGCUGUGGUUGGAGAAAGUGCUGGUGGUGGAUCAGCUGAGUAUGCGUAUGCUUUCUUCCUGCUGCAAAAUGACUGAUAUCAUGACUGAGGGCAUAACAAUUGUGGAAGACAUCAACAAGCGCAGGGAGCCACUCCCCAGCCUGGAGGCUGUGUACCUCAUCACCCCAUCAGAGAAAUCUGUUGAGUCUCUCAUUGGUGAUUUCAAGGAACCUCCGAAUGCCAAGUAUCGAGCUGCCCACGUCUUCUUUACUGACUCUUGCCCCGAUUCCUUGUUUAAUGAGCUGGUCAAGUCCCGUGCUGCAAAAGUCAUCAAGACUCUGACAGAGAUCAACAUUGCUUUCCUGCCCUACGAGUCUCAAGUUUACUCCCUGGACUCUGCUGACUGUUUCCAGAGCUUCUACAGCCCCCACAAGGCCCAGAUGAAAAACCCGAUCUUGGAGCGCCUGGCAGAGCAGAUUGGCACCCUGUGCGCCACCCUGAAGGAAUACCCUGCUGUCCGAUACAGAGGGGAUUACAAAGACAAUGCCAUGUUGGCCCAGCUGAUCCAAGACAAACUUGAUGCUUACAAGGCUGAUGACCCUACCAUGGGUGAGGGUCCAGACAAAGCCCGCUCCCAGCUCGUCAUCCUGGACCGCGGCUUUGACCCCAGCUCUCCAGUGCUACAUGAACUGACAUUCCAAGCCAUGAGCUAUGAUCUGCUGCCCAUUGAGAAUGACGUCUACAAGUAUGAGACAAGUGGCAUCGGGGAGGCCCGUGUCAAAGAGGUUCUGCUGGAUGAAGAUGAUGACCUCUGGGUCACCUUGCGCCAUAAACACAUUGCUGAGGUCUCCCAGGAGGUCACCCGCUCUCUGAAGGACUUCUCUUCCAGUAAAAGGAUGAAUACAGGUGAUAAGACAACCAUGAGGGAUCUCUCCCAGAUGCUGAAAAAGAUGCCCCAAUAUCAGAAGGAGCUGAGCAAGUACUCCACUCACCUUCACCUGGCCGAAGAUUGCAUGAAACACUACCAAGGCACUGUGGACAAGCUCUGCCGAGUUGAACAGGACCUGGCCAUGGGAACUGAUGCAGAGGGGGAGAAAAUCAAGGACCCAAUGAGGGCUAUUGUCCCCAUCCUGCUUGAUGCAAAUGUCAGCACUUAUGACAAGAUCCGUAUCAUCCUGCUCUACAUCUUCCUCAAGAAUGGCAUCACUGAGGAAAAUCUCAACAAGCUGAUUCAGCAUGCUCAGAUUCCACCUGAGGACAGUGAGAUCAUCACCAAUAUGGCCCACCUUGGAGUACCCAUCAUCACAGAUUCUACCUUACGUCGCAGAAGCAGGCCUGAACGGAAGGAGAGAAUCAGUGAGCAGACCUACCAGCUGUCUCGAUGGACCCCGGUGGUAAAGGAUAUUAUGGAGGACGCCAUUGAGGACAAACUGGACACCAAACACUACCCUUACAUCUCCACCCGAUCCUCUGCCUCCUUCAGCACUACAGCGGUCAGUGCCCGCUAUGGACACUGGCACAAGAACAAGGCUCCUGGGGAGUACAGGAGUGGCCCCCGCCUCAUCAUUUUCAUCCUGGGGGGUGUGGGCCUGAAUGAGAUGCGCUGCGCCUAUGAGGUGACUCAAGCCAGUGGGAAGUGGGAGGUGCUAAUAGGUUCUACUCACAUUCUUACUCCCACCAAAUUUCUCAUGGAUCUGAGGCAUCCCGACUUCAGAGAUUCCACUAGGGUAUCUUUUGAGGAACAGGCUCCAACAAUGGAAUGAGAGCCAAAGAAAACAAUAAAAAGCUCUACUCACAUCCUCACCCCACAGAAACUGCUGGACACUCUGAAGAAACUGAAUAAAACGGAUGAAGAAAUUAGCAGUUAAACAGACACACACACACACACCAACACACCCUUCCCUCUUUCUCUCCUCCCCCAUUUCCUGCCCUUCCCUCCUUGACACCACCAU